GCAAACAAGCCGAGGAUACAUCAGACUCUUAAAGAAGCAUCAGCACGCAGCACGGUGAUGUUACUGCUACUACUCAUCUUCUCACUGACAGGUUGUGAAUCUGAAGUGAGAGCAUGUCACCAUCGAUGGGCUGAAAUCACCUGCAAAUAUCCUGAAACAAAUAACAUAUAUCAGUACACUGAUGUAGUUCUUUCCAAUGGAAGACCUGUACAAACCUCUAAGAAGGACGUGUGGGAAGAAAAUGGCAGAUUUUGCCUCUACCAUGAUACAAAAAAUAAAAAUCUCAAGGUUGCAAUAAAACAUGUUAAAGAGCAAGAGUUUGGGAAGUACAGGUGCAGGUUUUUUCAAAGAUCGAACUCAUCUGACAUACAGGAAGGAAAACUGGAGACUGAGCAUAUAAACUGCCCGCGAACAUAUCUCAGCGUGUACAGAACAGCUAACAGCACCUUCACAUGUGAUUAUCCAGAUGUUUACGAGUCCCACAUAAAGUUCUUCUGUAAAAAGAAACGUUUUACCUGUGAGGACAUUUUAUCAACGCCAAAAGGGACGUUUACUCUCACAGGCAGCAGCCGUGCCUUGAACAUUUCCAUCAGUCAUGUGAACUCACAGGAUGCUGGUGAUUACUGGUGUGGAGUAAAAUCAAAUGAUGGAAGUUACAGAUUAUCACACACACAAGUACACCUGAAAGUUAUAGAUAUUGAACCUUUGCCAUCAACUAUUGGACAGAACUUCACAUACCAGUGUAAGUACAACCAGGAUGCCUCCUCAUGUAUAAAAUUCAUCUGCAAAGGAGAAGAUUCAACUGUAUGCAAACAGCUAGUAACCAGCACAGAGCCUGACGUGAACCAGAGAUUUAUAAUGAAAGAGAACAACGGGAGUAUCACCAUUACAGUGAGAGAAGUAACAGCAAACGAUAGUGGGAUAUACUGGUGUGGAGCAAGAGUCCCUCACAAACACAAUCAAACACAUGACGACUUCUUUGAUGGAUUUAAUUUGACUGUAGGUCUGAACCAAGGAAGUAUUCUCCAUCCACAUGAGAAUAAGAAUUUUGUCGUCGUGUUGACCGUCUGUAUGGCUUUUCUGCUGCCAGUGCUGCUGAUGGUUGUGAUAGUUUUGAUCCUUAUUUACAAACGCCUUUCAUCUUCAAAGGAUACAGGAAGUGAAGCAACAGCACAGUAUAUCAAAGAGGACAAUAUCUAUGAAGAAAUAGAGGAGCAUUUCCAGAGUCCAGGCUCAGAAUAUGCCACAAACACAGUUUAUCUCACCGUCGAUCAUCCUACAAACCAUCCUGCCUCACUCCAUUACUCCACCAUCAACUUUCCGAUCAGCUCUGACAUAGCUGCUGCUGAGACACUGAUCCUCACACCCAGCUCAUCGGCCUGCAAAUAUUCGACUGUGAAGCACAGCACGAGUCUGACUACGUCGACUGCCACACACCCACCCAGACCUCCACAGGAGCCUCUCUACUCAAAAGUCAACAAGUUGAAGCCAAGACAGAAAUAAGACUCUCAGUGAUGCGAUCCACUCCUGUCAACCUCAAACCCACCUCAGCUGGAGCCAUCCAAACCUCAGUCUACAUCCUCACCACCACCACCUGGACUCUGGUGGGUCCUGUCCUAAAACUGCUGGGAUUGUGUUCUGCCAUGAUGAGCUGCUGGAGUCUGACUGCCAAAUACAAUCAUUUCUCUAUGUCAGUAAAUCAUGUUCUUUUAAGUGAACUCUCCUUAUUGAAACACUUUUGAGACACAUCCCUGGUGUCCUUUUAACAACCCCACAGACUGCAGUGAUGGGUUACUUUUUUCAAGCAGCUGCGCUCGCUCCCGCGGACGGUAAUCACGAUCACUGUCUAACACAACACCUGGAGCUCAGGGGGCAAAACAAUCACAUGAGUGC
This is a messenger RNA of Maylandia zebra (zebra mbuna), 1893 nucleotides long. NCBI's taxonomy places the organism in Eukaryota, Metazoa, Chordata, Actinopteri, Cichliformes, Cichlidae. The record is from RefSeq and is a predicted model, not a curated record.